This is a messenger RNA of Coregonus clupeaformis (lake whitefish), 906 nucleotides long. RefSeq names its product trypsin-like. Gene Ontology annotation, biological process: proteolysis. Gene Ontology annotation, molecular function: serine-type endopeptidase activity. The transcript has 6 exons. The record is from RefSeq and is a predicted model, not a curated record. NCBI's taxonomy places the organism in Eukaryota, Metazoa, Chordata, Actinopteri, Salmoniformes, Salmonidae. The coding region runs from base 1 to 744 and encodes 247 amino acids.
AUGUCAUCACUGAUCCUACUGGUCGUCCUCACCAUCAAAGGUGUACUGGGCCAGAGGAUCAUCGGGGGUCAGGAGGUGAAGUCCUACUUUAUAAAGUACCAAGCCUCCAUCCAGUACAACAACUUCCACUACUGUGGAGGCACCCUCAUACACCCUCAGUGGGUGGUGUCUGCUGCCCACUGCUGGAAAUCGGCCAACCUGCUCAAAGUGGUUCUGGGUGACCACAGUUUCUCCAGUCUGGAGGGCUUUGAGCAGGAGUUCAAUGUUUCCAAGGUGCUGGUCUACUACAUGUACAAUUACAUGACCUUUGACAACGACAUCAUGCUGCUCAAACUGGAGAGGCCGGCCAUCCUCAACGCCAACGUCCAGCCCGCCGUCCUGCCCAGAGUGGACACGUCCCCGUUGCAGCAGGGAACGGCCUGUACGGUGAGCGGCUGGGGGGUCACCAACAUCUUCAGCUACUACCUGUCCCCCGUGCUCCGAGCCGUGGACGUCAACGUCCUCACCAACUGCCAGUAUUACUACUACUUCAGGAUCACUGACAACAUGCUCUGUGCUGGCUAUAGCUUUGGAGGGAAGGACUCCUGUCAGGGUGACUCGGGCGGCCCACUCAUCUGUAACGGGCACUUUGAGGGCAUUGUUUCCUGGGGCAUCAGCUGUGCCAACCCCAACUUCCCUGGCGUCUACACCAAGAUCAGGAUGUACCUCAGCUGGAUCAACUGGAUCAUCCAGAACGACAGCUAGUGACUUGUUGUUGGUCUUCUCCUUUCUAAAGAUCAGAAUGGGAUCAACUUACAGCGAGGGAAAAAAAGUAUUUGAUCCCCUGCUGAUUUUUUGACGAGUUCAGGUCUGCCUUUCUGGUCUGGAGCAAAGAGAUGUCCCCAUCCCUUGACCUUUGACCCCAAC